Moneuplotes crassus is the source of this 801-nucleotide messenger RNA. Lineage: Eukaryota; Ciliophora; Spirotrichea; Euplotida; Euplotidae. The record is from the annotation of a GenBank genome assembly.
AGUAGUGAUCAUAAGUAUUCGAUUAGCAAUAUGAAUGGAGAUACAAUGGCGAUAGAUCAUGGAUUUAAGUUGCCACCUCUGAAUGAUGUUUCAUACUCUUUGGUUCCUGCUAGUCAGCAUUUCUUGGGAGUCUUAGAAGUGAUCGAAGAUACUCAAUUUGAACAGCAUACACAAAUUCAGACACCUUCUUCAAAUUUCCCAGCUAGCCCAACUUUAAGUUGGCAAGAGUUGCCAAAGAUUCUCAGUGUUGAGCACAUGAAUCCUCUUCCAGUUGUCAUGAAUUUCCCUGAACAGCAGUCUCAUUUGAAGCACUUUCCAAUCUUGAAAACCGCAAAUUACUCAAAUCGUGCCAAAAAUAUCCAGAAUCCCAAGUCCCAACAAAGUGAUGGGCAAGUAUCUUCUAGCAAGAGCUCUACUCCUUCAGAUUAUUUAGUUAAGAAAGUCGAAUCAAAUAGCAGUUUAGACAUAUCCUCUUCACAAAGAUGGUGCUAUUGAGGUCUAACUCAGGAGCAGAGCAGACUCGUCCAAAAGGUGAUGACUCCCACUAACAUGCGAUUCCUGAAUAAACUCAAAUGUUAUGAAUACGAAGUACAACAAGAUGAGCCGAACUCCACAAGCAUUAAGGGAUGCAAGUUUGUCUGAAAGUUCAAAGGGUCAUGCAACAAGAAGUUCGAUCGCCCCUGGAACUUACUCGACCAUUGCAGAAUGCACAAAGGAGUAAAGCCCUUUGGCUGCUACAUCUGUGGGAAGAAGUUUACUCAAAAGGGGAACAGAAACAAGCAUAUGAAUAGGCAUAAAUAA